AUUUCUUCUACCUGCUCUCAUAUUCCAUGCACACUGAAGUCUUGCACAUUGUUCUCAACUCGACGUCGAAGCUUUCAUAUUGCUAAAUCAGCACGGUCCGAGUUGCAGCGCAGACUUCUGAGCCCGCUGCGGAGUGGCGCUGCUAUACCUGCUCAUCUAGCUAGGAGUCUUCAAUUGCCGCCACAAUGAGUGCGAUUCUAUCUGCCGACGACUUGAACGAUUUCAUUUCUCCCGGAGUUGCGUGCAUCAAGCCUGUGGAAACUCUCCCUGCAAAGGAUCCUUCGAAAACAGAUAACCCCUAUGAAGUAACCACAGAAGACAAAGUGCAGCCUGAAAAUCUUCCACCGGCACAAAUCUCUUUGACUGACUGCCUCGCCUGCUCUGGGUGCGUCACUUCAGCUGAGGCCGUGCUCAUCUCGUUGCAAUCGCAUGCGGAAGUCCUCAACACUUUGGAUGCGCAUCCCGAGUUGCUGAUCAACCGUGAAAAUGGGACAUUAGCACAGGGUCUGGGCACGGACAAUGACGAAGGCCGAGUUUUCGUCGCAAGUGUUAGCCCUCAGGUGAGGGCAAGCCUAGCAGCAACCUAUGGAAUCACGGAGAAGGAAGCAUCAUACAUGAUCCAGCAGUUCCUCAGCGGUCCCCACGGUUUGCGGGCUGGAGGCAAGAAUGGCAGCGGCUUCACAUGGGUUGUCGACACCAAUGUUCUGCGCGAGGCUGUCUUGGUCCUUACGGCGGACGAAGUUGGCGAGACUUUGACGACCAACCCCGAUUCCCCUAGCACAAAGAGCGCAACCAAUACUCUUCCCAAACGGCCGAUCCUCUCGUCCGCAUGUCCAGGCUGGAUAUGUUAUGCGGAAAAGACACAUCCAUUUGUUCUCCCACAUCUGUCACGACUCAAAUCACCGCAAGCGUUGGCGGGCACCUUUUUCAAGACUGUCCUCAGUAAAUCACUUGGCAUCCCGGCCUCUCGUAUAUGGCAUUUGGCCGUCAUGCCUUGCUUUGACAAGAAGCUUGAAGCUAGUCGUGAGGAGCUUACCGAUGCUUCGUGGCUGCCUGCGAAGGACGAAGACCACACAGCCGUCCGUGAUGUUGAUUGCGUGAUCACCACUCGCGAACUUCUAAGCCUAGCGUCUUCCAGGGGCCUUGCGCUUCCCAACCUACCGUUCAAAUCCCUUCCUCAGUCUUAUAUACCACCAUUCCCCGAUACCACUCUGAACGAAUUUCUGUUCUCAAAGUCUUCCCCAGGACAAUCAACUGCCGCAGGUACAUCCGGAGGCUACCUCCACCACGUGCUUCAGACUUUCCAAGCACGUAAUCCAGGCAGUGAGAUUGUCACUCAACGAGGAAGAAAUGCCGAUGUAGUCGAGUACACCCUCAUGUCGUCGGAGCACACGCCUAUCCUGAAAGCUGCUCGCUAUUACGGCUUCCGCAAUAUUCAAAAUCUUGUUCGCAAGCUGAAACCAGCUCGGGCUUCUCGUCUUCCGGGCGGUAGUCGACGAAUGCCAGUCGGACGGGGCGCUGCUUCUGGUGGUUCUGGUACAGACUACGCUUAUGUAGAAGUCAUGGCAUGCCCUGGAGGCUGUACCAAUGGAGGAGGUCAGAUACGCAUUGAAGAUGCCCGCGAAGCUAGCUCCAGCGUGCAGUCCUCAACCUCGGGCGAAGUGCCCGACUCCUCGUCGAAGCCGACACCACAUGAGCAACGCGCUUGGCUUGCCCGUGUAGACGAGGCAUAUUACUCUGCGGAGUCUGACUCCGAGUCGGAAGCCGGAAGCCAGUCGCAGCCUUUAAUCAUUCUUGAGAAAGAAGACAAAGUCCAUAAUGCCAUGCGUUAUUGGUCCGACUCCAUGGGCAUCCCGCUCUCGAAGCUUGCCUACACCACAUAUCGCGAGGUUGAGAGUGAUGUUGGCAAGUCCCAGCCUGCCGCGAACGAUACUACUCGUGUUGCUGAGCUUGCUGGGAAGAUUGGCGGUGGUUGGUAAAUUUAGUUUCUUUUCUUUCACUUAUUUAUGACAUAUACCCUGUGAUGUUUGGAUGACAUGAGCUAUGCGUGCAUUUUCUUCAUCGGGACAACAGUCUUUGCAUUUGGACAGCACAUUCUAUAGAGAGAUACCAUGUUUGCAGGUGGAAUUGGUGGCAACACGAUAAGUCGUGGGAGAUGUAUAUUGUGUCUUAUACUAGAUACAAUCCAAAAGGCAAGCAACUA
This is a messenger RNA of Aspergillus eucalypticola CBS 122712, 2203 nucleotides long. It is a transcript of the gene nar1, whose product is annotated as iron-sulfur cluster assembly protein NAR1. Gene Ontology annotation, molecular function: 4 iron, 4 sulfur cluster binding. Bases 186 to 1979 code for a protein of 597 amino acids. Gene Ontology annotation, cellular component: cytosolic [4Fe-4S] assembly targeting complex. The transcript is spliced from 2 exons. The record is from RefSeq and is a predicted model, not a curated record. Gene Ontology annotation, biological process: iron-sulfur cluster assembly. Lineage: Eukaryota; Fungi; Ascomycota; Eurotiomycetes; Eurotiales; Aspergillaceae.